Molecule: messenger RNA, 1023 nt
Organism: Eublepharis macularius
Lineage: Eukaryota; Metazoa; Chordata; Lepidosauria; Squamata; Eublepharidae
Product: platelet-activating factor receptor-like
Exons: 1
Coding region: 1-1023 (340 amino acids)
Biological process (GO): phospholipase C-activating G protein-coupled receptor signaling pathway; positive regulation of Rho protein signal transduction
Cellular component (GO): membrane
Molecular function (GO): G protein-coupled receptor activity
Source: RefSeq, a predicted model, not a curated record
AUGAACAACUCCACGACGGCAUGGCUGGCAGCUGGGCAGUGCCAGCAAUACGAUCCCAUGCAAUUCAUCCUGGUGCCGGCCAUCUAUUGCUUGGUGUUGUGCGUGGGGUUGCCGGGCAAUUUGGCGGCCUUGCUCGUCUUCCUGCAGAGUGGACGGGUGCGGAAGGCAAUCCGUAUCUACCUCAUCAACCUCACACUGGCAGACAUCUUCUUCAACCUUACCUUGCCCUUCUGGAUCCCUUACUACCUGGCAGGGGGCAACUGGGAACUUCCAGAGGUGGUUUGCCGCCUAGCUGGUGCCACCUACUACUUGGCCACUUACAGUGCCAUGGCCUUCAUGACUCUCAUCAGUUUGAACCGCUACUGCACGGUUGCCAAGCUGGACCUGGCACUAAACAAGCCUCAGGGGGCGCUGGUGGGAUGUGCUGUGGCCUGGGUGUUGUGCUUAGCUUGUGCUGUGCCCUCUUUAGUCACCCAGCAGACAUACCAGGCAGGACCUCAAAACACAAAAUGCUUUGAACAGCACUCUGGCCAAAGGAGUUACGCCUAUGCCAUGGUGGCUCUGUUUGUGGCCUCCUUCCUGGUAGUGUUAGGGGCCUAUAUGUCCAUCAUGAGAUCUCUCUCGGCUGCUGCUGGCACCUGCCAAGGAGGACACCGGCGACGGGCACGUGCCAUGGUCCUUGGCAUGCUGUUGGUGUUUGUGACCUGUGUGGCUCCCUAUCACAUCUCCCUGGUUCCCUGGGUAGCUGCCUGGAUGUCCAUUUCCUUCUGCAGGCCUCCAUCAUUCCUGGAUAACCUCCAUAUGCUCAGCGUGGCCCUGCUGAGCCUCAACAGCUGCAUCGACCCGCUUAUUUACUGCUUCUCCAUCAAGUGCUUCCGGACUGACUUGUGGAGGAUGGUGCGGAAGUUCACCCGCUGCCCCCCAUUCUCCUCGUCACCACUGCCACCACCGCCUUUGCCACCACCACUACCCGAAAACCGAUUUCCACUCAAUAUCAGAUCAUCUUCUUUAACUUCCUCAUAG